This is a messenger RNA of Mucor velutinosus, 1038 nucleotides long. RefSeq lists its product as uncharacterized. Gene Ontology annotation, molecular function: protein-folding chaperone binding. The record is from RefSeq and is a predicted model, not a curated record. The transcript is spliced from 6 exons. Bases 1 to 1038 code for a protein of 345 amino acids. Lineage: Eukaryota; Fungi; Mucoromycota; Mucoromycetes; Mucorales; Mucoraceae.
AUGAACGUUUCAGAAGCAACAAAAAAGACAGCAGAUUUGUUUGCCAAGGCUAAUGAUGCUUUCUUUGACGAUGACUACGACGAGGCUUUGACCUUGUUUACCGAUUUAGUGACAUUGGAGCCUGAAAAUGCAGAAUUUCUUUUAAAGAGAUGUCAGGUCCAUCAAAAAUUGAAUCAUUUAGAAUGUGCUUUGGAAGACGGCAACAGGGCUUUGGAGUUGUUGAAGCAAGGCUCUCGUAGUUUAUUGGCCAGAGCUCAUUUGCAACUUGGUAUCACUUUACAUCGUUUGAAUCGAUUCACUGAAGCGCAGAAGCAUCUUGAGCAAUCCAAAGAGCUGAAUCCUAACGAAAAAACCUUGGUGACAUGGUUGAGGAAGAAUGCUGAAAAGCUACCCAAGGUAGAAGAGAAACCAGAGGCUGUCAAUCCUCCCCCUGCUGCUGCCGCUGCUGCUCCUAUACCCAGUGCUCCCAAGGCAGCUGGAAGACAUGAAUGGUUUCAAAACGAUACAUUUGUCACUAUCGAAGUGUUCCUAAAGCAAGUUAAACCUGAGCAUGUGGAUCUUAACUUUUUCGAGAAUUCACUGUCAUUGAGUGUUAAAUUACCAAACGGAUCCAACUAUUCCCUUGAACUUGAUCCACUCGCACACAGCGUUAUUCCCAAAGAAUGUACCUACAAGAUCUUAUCCACAAAGAUUGAGAUCAAGUUAAAGAAGGCCAUGGCUGGUAUCAUGUGGGGAGCAUUGGAAAGUGAUAAUGAUCAGGGAACUGCUAUGGCUCAAACAUCAUCCAUCGCUAAACCCAAGAAGGAUUGGAACAAACUCACCAAAGAAGUCGAAGAAGAGAAACCAGAAGGAGAACAAGCAUUGAACGCAUUAUUCCAGCAAAUCUACAAAGACGCAGAUCCUGAUACACGACGAGCCAUGAUGAAGAGUUUUGUCGAGAGUAACGGUACAUGUCUUUCUACCAACUGGGCUGAAAUUGGAGCCAAAAAGACCGAGAUCAAGCCUCCAGAGGGUAUGAUUGCUAAAAAGGCAAGUUGA